Molecule: messenger RNA, 1655 nt
Organism: Guyanagaster necrorhizus
Lineage: Eukaryota; Fungi; Basidiomycota; Agaricomycetes; Agaricales; Physalacriaceae
Exons: 2
Coding region: 417-1538 (373 amino acids)
Molecular function (GO): histone binding; nucleosome binding
Source: RefSeq, a predicted model, not a curated record
CUCGUUUCUCUCCUACCACCAUUACCAUCCAGGGAGACAACGGUCACCACCUUUGUUGCAUAUCUAGUCAACAGCCUUCUCCCUGCUGCGACUAACUAUUAUUGAAUCCGACAUGGUUGUGGAUGAACCACAAUUUCUGCGUGUCGUAUCGUCUUGUCUACCCGAAGAGCUGUCCCAAAAACUGAAGAAUCUGUCGAAAUCUUCUCCGGAAGCAGAGAUUAUUCUCGAUGAUGUGAUACGAUUCGUUAGUGGCGCAGAAUCCAGAACAGGCGGGUCUGACGGGGGUUGGCUCGAGAAACAGGGAGCAGUGAAGAAAGGUCUUGAUGAGCUGCUUCGCCCUGCUGAUCUCAAACGUCGACGAGACGCAGAAGGCGACAUCAUGCAGACUUCAAAACGACCCAAGCUAGACCACGACGAUGCUUCUGAUGGACCCCAUCGGUUUACCCUCCAUUCUGUAUCUACGACAUCACCGGUACGCAAAAAAAUUUGUUGUUCCAGCAUCACAGGCUGCAGAAGCUGUCGUCCCACUUUCACAGCUUAGUCGAGCGUUUAUCCUGCCAACGCGCGGAAAGACGAAACCUCACUGGACAGUGGUUAUUAUAUCUACAAACACAACUGAAAAAGGAGCGUCUUCCCCACAGAUCAUUUUUGGUCUCGACGCCUCCGCUCCAAGCCCACUGUCGACGACAGAUUCUACCUCAGUGAAGAAGGUACUGAAGAAGGGUGAUCCAACACUGCCAGCUAUUAAAGAUUUUCUCUCCUAUUUACGGGUGCCCAUUCUCCAACCUAGCACCGAUGUGUUCAAAAGUGCUUGCACUAAAGGCUCUGACGGUUGCCCGGGGAUCGAAGCUUAUUUGGGUGCAAAGGUCGGCAGUCUGUGGUUCAUGAAGGAGGGUAUCUUGUGGGGCGAGUCGAAACCUUGCGAGUUCUGGCCUGUCGAAGACUUGAUGGGAAAAACAGACGGCCUAAAGAUGAUCAGUGCGACGGGAAGGACGUGUACCUUGAUUCUGAUGCGCCGGAGCACGGGGGACCCGGAAGAGGAAGAGGAAGACACUGGCGAAGAAACAGCUUUUAGCUUGAUUGAUGGUAAGGAGCAAGAUGGGAUCAAUCAGUGGGUAAAGCGAUUUCAGAGUGCUUUUGGGAAGAAGAAAGGCGAAGGGAGUCGGCCGGCGUCGCUGCCUGCGACGGGCAAAAUGACAAUAAUGCAGAUAGGGGACGAGUCAGAUGAGGACGAUGAGGAUUUCAAGGAUGAAGAGCAGGAGGAGGAGGAGGAAGUGACGUCUGAUUCCAGUGACGGGGAAGGAGGCGGCAGCGGCGGUGAUAUGGGAAGUGAAGAAGACAAGGACGCUCAAGGAUCAAACAAUGAAGAUGCCAGCGGCGAUGAAGACGAAGGAGUGUUGAAAGAAGAGAAUCAUCCACUACUCCGGCCUGGUGCCAUGCCCCGCAUGUCGCGUGCCGCCAUUGAUAUGGUGGUUGGUAUGGUCGAAGAAGACAUGCUUGGCGGCGACGAAGAUGAAGAAGACGAACUUGACGACUGAAAGGUGCCACUUUUGAAUUAUGUACUCAUUGUUUCAUCGACCUUGUCCUUCAGUAGAUGUAUUCAUACUGAAUUAUGGUGCUGCAAACGUUGCUUGCACAAAUUUGCCGUGCCGGUG